AUGAAUGAUUUAUUAGCCGAUUGUUCGUCACCACCCACAAUCCUACGUUCACCACUCACUGGCUUGUUUUAUUGGAUUAAAAUUUCUGGUCAACCGAACCAAACUAAACAAGUGACAGUUAAAUGUCAAGUAGAUAAUUUGAAUUUAUUGAAUGUGGAUAGAAAAGAUGUUGAUGUUUUAUAUUUUGCAAAUAUUGGAAUUGAAAAUGUGAGAAUUUAUGAUUCCUAUGCGAAAGGUUUUUUACUUUCGAAUGUGAAAAUUGUAAAUUUAAUUUCAGAUUUCACUUCUCUAAAUUUAUUUAUCUUGGAAUAUUCAAAUGUUUAUAUAUUUAAAUUCACAACAAAUUCUAUUCAAUUAUCAAGAAUUGAUAAUUCCAAAAUUCUCUACUUUACAAUGAAUAUUCUAAUUGGAACGAAACAAGAUAAGCUCUACAUUUCGAAUAUUCAAUCAACUCAAUCUUUUAUCAUCAACACAGAACAAUCAUCUUUAUUAUCAUUAUAUAAUUCAAUAUUUGAGGAAACUUUGGCUUUUUUUUCAAUUUCUUUUGCUGAUAAUAUUUUAAUUGAAAAUUGCACAUUUUCAGUGGCAAUGAAGAGUGAUCCAGUUUUUGUGAUUGCAAAUACUGGAUUGGUCAGAGUUUGGAAAAGUAGAAUGCUGAAUGGAGGUAUUUGGUUUUCUAUUAGAAUUAGCACCAAUGUAGAGUUUGAAAGUUGUGAAAUUUCGUCUAGUUCUUCUUUUAGUACUUUGAGUUAUGAUACUGAGUUUCUAAUAACUUAUCAAGCACCUGUCUCAUUAUUUGUAGUGGAUACAUUAAGGGUGAUGAAUAGCAAAUUUGAUUCUAAUAAGGGAGAAAGAGCUUCGACGUUUUACCUUUCGGAUAUCUUGAAAUUUUAUAUUAAGGAAUCGAAUUUCACCAGAGGAUUAGGUUCUCCUAUUUAUAUUGAUUCAAUGGCAAAAGAAACCAAAUUGGUCGUUACCUUAAUUGAAAAUUCUCUAUUUCAAGAUAAUUAUUCUCCAAAUUUGGGAGGAGCUAUUUUCAUUUCAACUACACAGAGUCUAGAAAUUUCCAAUACCAUAUUUAGGAAUAACACAGCAAAGAAAUCUGGUGGAGCAAUCUUCAUCUUAGGUGCAACUGAUUUAUCAUUGACAGGUUCUCUAUUUUAUGGAAAUAGAGUUACCUAUAGUAAUUCUCUGCCAACUGACAAGAUUUAUAUGGGAAAUGGAGGAGCAAUCUUUAUAUUAUCCUCUUUAAGUGUUGAUUCAUUAUCUAUUAAGAAUGCAACCUUUGAAUCCAAUUAUGCUUAUAAUGGAGGAGCUCUCUUUUAUUGGAAAGAGGCAUUGGCAUCGAUUAGAGAUUGUACAUUUAGGAAUAAUAGAGCUCAGAGAGCUGGAGGAGCCAUUUAUCAAUUUCAAAAAGCUGAAACUUCAUUAACAAAUAAUCGUUUUAUUGGAAAUAGAGCUGACAUAUUUGGAGAUGAUUAUUUUUUAUUGGAAAAUUCAUUGAGUCUUAAUAGCUCAAAUUAUGGACAGUUUUACUAUUUAUAUCCAGGACAACAAGUUUUUAUUAGUGCAAUGGCCACUUCUUCAGAGAUGGUAAUACCAGUCAAUGUUGAUAAUAUGUACGUAAAUGUCACUAAUCCAGAUUAUACUUUUAUUGUGAAUCCAACAUUUGAUGGUGUCAAUAUUACAAUGCUUUCUGUUGAAGCAUCCAUCAAGAAGGGAUUAUCCACCAUGUUUAAUAUAACAAUUGGAUGGGCUAAAUAUCCACUCAAGGAAUCAAACUCACUAACCAUUCAAGUUGUUAAUUGUCCAACAGAUACAGAGCUUGUUCUUACAAGUAUUCCAGCGAUUGGAUACUCGUGCAUUCCAAAAGAGAAAGUAUCGUUGGGAUUAAUUUUAGGAAUAGCCAUUCCUUCGAGUAUCCUAUUCUUCAUUUUGGGAAUCAUCUCUUCCACUCUUGUCAUUUACAUUGUAAUGAAAAUUCGUGCAAGACUCAACAAGUUAUCGAGAAAGGAAAGAGCAGAGAAGAGCAUUGCGAGAAAGAUUCUUGAUAAGAGAGUGAUAUUUGGCAAUGCAGAGGAUCCUCUUUCGACCUACUAUACCACCUCGCUCACUUCACCCCUAUUAAGCCAAAAUGAAAUGGAAUUGAAAAUGAAAUCUCGAUUGGAAGCAAUAAUUAUUAACAUUGAGGAUUUGGAAAUUGUAAAAAAGAUAUCAGAAGGUGGACAAGGAGUUGUCUAUAAGGCAAUUUUAUUUAAGGAAACAAGUGUUGCUGUCAAGUCAUUGAAAAAUUUGGCAGAUGAUGAAGAGCUACAAUUGGAAUUUGAGAAGGAAGCUUCAAUUUUAGCAAGUUUACAACAUGCCAAUAUUUUGAAAUUCUACGGAGUGUGUAUCACCGAUGAAACAAGAUACAUGGUCACUGAAUUUUUGGAAAAUGGUUCAUUGGAAAGAUUAAUUUUCAAUUGCAGAAAUGGCAAGACUAAUCUCACAUUCCAACAAAAGAUUCUCCUCCUCCAGGACAUUGCUGCUGGAAUGGAUUAUUUGCAUUCUCUACAACCUGCCAUUAUUCACAGAGAUCUCAAACCAGGAAAUGUCCUUUUAGACGAAGAUUUGAGAUGUAAAAUUUGUGAUUUUGGAUUGAGUAGAAGUGUUGGAAAUUUAACACAAAAUACCAUGACACGUGGAAUUGGAACUUUAUUUUAUGCGAGUCCAGAAUUAAUGAGAAAUGAACAAGAAUUGACAAAUGACAGUUUGGAGAUUUCACACGAGUCGAAAAUUAGUAGGGCGACCAAGAUGGAUGUUUAUUCUUUUGGAAUAAUCAUGUGGGAACUUUUCUUUGAGUUGACUCCUUAUACAGUUUCGUCUAAAGUUGGAGCAAAUGCUAGUUUGGCACCUGUUAAUGUUUUGGGAAUGGUUCUGAAUGGUUAUAGACCUCUUGUUCCUUUCGAAACUAUUGAGGAAUUACAAGAAUGGUUAAAUAUGUAUCCAGUUUCGAAUAUGAAUCCUGUGGCUAUUUUGGAAUACUUUAUACUCGCAAAGCAAUGUUGGAAUCAACAAACAGAUUUAAGACCUUCCUUCUCCAUUAUUAGAUCUGAAUUAUUGAAGAUCCUGUCCACUUGUAACAGCAGGACAACCAAUUAA
Messenger RNA from Naegleria gruberi, 3141 nucleotides. RefSeq lists its product as uncharacterized. Gene Ontology annotation, biological process: protein phosphorylation. Gene Ontology annotation, molecular function: ATP binding; protein kinase activity. Lineage: Eukaryota; Heterolobosea; Eutetramitea; Acrasida; Naegleriidae. Bases 1 to 3141 code for a protein of 1046 amino acids. The record is from RefSeq and is a predicted model, not a curated record. The transcript has a single exon.